Microcebus murinus (gray mouse lemur) is the source of this 689-nucleotide messenger RNA. Lineage: Eukaryota; Metazoa; Chordata; Mammalia; Primates; Cheirogaleidae. The record is from RefSeq and is a predicted model, not a curated record.
AUGUCCAAAUAAAAUCUCAUUAUAUGGACAUACCAUUUUCUUAUUAUUGGACAUGUAAGUUGUUCCCAGUAUUUUGCUAUGAUAAUAAUAUAGAAAGGACAUCUUAUUGCAAAAAACUGCCUGUAUUUCUGAUUUUUUUCCUUAGGAAAGUUUCUUUUAAAUGCAAUUUCCUGGGCCAAAGAUCAGAAUGGUUUUUUGAGGCUUAUGCUGUGCUGGCCAGAGAAGGGCACGAGGUCAUCCUGGAGAAGAUAGAAGACUGGAAUGUGGUAGAACUCAUGGUGAAUGAAGAAGUGGUCUUCCACUGCAACAUCAAGGACUUGGAGUUUGGAGGCGAUGGUAAAUUAGACCCACUGUGUGAAAAGGCCAGGAUAGCCGUGCUGAAUGCUUACUGAUCUCAUGCAACAGGCGUCUCGAGCGGGCAGAGCCGCAGCUGCCCCAACCACUCUGUGAUGCACACAGGAGUGGCCGUGCUGGGGCUUGGACACCGGACUCUACCAGUCAGAACCGGACGAUGCCGGCCUGUCCGUCAGCUUACACAGCAUCCAGUUUCUCACCUGGCUGCGUAGGGGCCCAGAAAUAAUAAAACCACAUCAUUUGCAGCAUCUCUUGAUCUCGACCCAUAGGGAGAGCCCUCCAAUAUUAGGUGCGCACUGAGCUGAAGGAAAUAAUAAAAUGCAAUCUAAUAACAA